AGAUGUCCUUGCGCUGCCAAUCUUCAAGCAGGAAGAACCGCAGCUGUCUCCUGAGAAUGAUGCCAAGCUGCCUCCCUUUCAGUACGUCCUCUGCACGGCCACAUCACCUGCUGUGAAACUGCACGAAGAAACCCUGACCUACCUCAACCAAGGUCAGUCUUAUGAAAUCCGUCUACUUGAGAAUAGGAAAUUGGGAGAGUUUCAAGAUUUAAACACAAAAUAUGUAAAGAGUAUAAUUCGUGUAGUUUUCCAUGAUCGACGCCUGCAGUACACAGAGCAUCAGCAGCUCGAGGGCUGGAGGUGGAGUCGGCCUGGGGACCGCAUCCUUGAUAUAGAUAUUCCGCUGUCAGUUGGUAUCUUGGAUCCCAGGGCCAGCCCAACCCAGUUGAACACUGUUGAAUUUCUGUGGGAUCCAUCAAAGAGAGCCUCAGCAUUCAUUCAGGUACAUUGCAUCAGCACAGAAUUUACUCCGCGGAAACAUGGAGGAGAGAAAGGGGUACCCUUCCGGGUGCAAAUCGACACCUUUAAGCAGAAUGAAAAUGGUGAAUACACAGAACACUUGCAUUCUGCAAGCUGCCAGAUCAAAGUGUUCAAGCCUAAAGGAGCAGACAGAAAACAGAAGACUGACAGGGAAAAAAUGGAGAAGAAGACCACCCAAGAGAAGGAGAAGUAUCAGCCUUCCUAUGAGACAACUAUUCUCACAGAGUGCUCUCCCUGGCCAGAUGUGCCUUAUCAAAUGAACAAUGCUCCAUCUCCAAGCUACAACAGUUCUCCCAACAGCUUCAACCUUGGAGAUGGCAACAGUUCUCCAACCCACCAAGUGGAGCUCCUGCCUCCCAGCAAUGAUCAUCUCCUUCCUUCUGCUUCUAUUCAAGAUGCCCAGCAGUGGCUUCAUCGUAAUAGGUUCUCUCCAUUCUGUAGACUCUUCUCAAGUUUUUCGGGUGCUGACUUACUGAAGAUGUCCAAAGAAGAUUUUGUUCAAAUCUGUGGGCCUGCUGAUGGAAUUCGGCUCUUUAAUGCAAUCAAAGGAAGAAAUGUAAGGCCCAAGAUGACAAUUUAUGUCUGUCAAGAACCAGAGCAAAACAGGUCCCAUCUCCACCAAAAACGAGAAAAUGGAGAUGGCAGUCUUUGUGUAUAUCAUGCAAUCUUCUUGGAAGAAUUGACCACGCUGGAAUUAAUCGAGAAAAUUGCAAACUUGUACAGCAUUUCUCCACAGCAGAUAAAUCGAAUCUAUCGGCAGGGACCCACAGGGAUCCAUGUAUUAGUGAGCAACGAGAUGGUACAAAACUUCCAAGAUGAAUCUUGUUUUGUUAUCAGCACAUUAAAAGCUGAAAGCAAUGAUGGCUACCACAUCAUUUUAAAAUGACCGUGCUGCACAGAAAGACUUUAACAGCCUAAAAUUUAGUGCCUCACUGAGAUUGCUACAACCUAGACUGGAAACAUGAAGAACCUUCUGGAUAAAAUGCUCCUAUGAACUAAGAAUUACCAAACAGCUUAAGGAAGAACUUGCUUUUAUAGAUAUACAUUUUUGGUGGUGUGUUUUUGUUUUGUUUUUGGGGUUUUUUUUUUUAAGCCGGAGCUGAGAACAUCCUCAAAGCUUGUGCAUGUUUCUUCCUCCUUCCCUCUUUAGUCUUAAAAAUUGUCGAGGUUUCUGCUUAUUGCUUAGAAAC
Messenger RNA from Balearica regulorum gibbericeps (East African grey crowned-crane), 1670 nucleotides. The record is from RefSeq and is a predicted model, not a curated record. Lineage: Eukaryota; Metazoa; Chordata; Aves; Gruiformes; Gruidae.